AUCCUUCAGUGGUAUAGAAUCUGCUCUCUCCUCUUUGAAAAACUUCCAGUCCUGUAUCAGCUCUGGAAUGGACACAGCUUCUGGUGUUGCCUUGGAUCUCGUGGAAACUCAGACUGAAGUGAGUAGUGAAUACAGUAUGGACAAGGCAAUGAUUGAAUUGGCCAUGAUGGAUUGGGAACUAAGCCAUUAUGUAAAGGCUGUUCAAUCUGCAAUAAGUCAUGUAAAAGAAGAACGUCCAGAAAAAAUACCAGAUCUAAAAUUAUUAGUGGAGAAGAAAUUUUUGGCUUUACAGAAUAAGAAUUGUGAUGCAGACUUUCAAAAUAAUGCAAAAUUUGUACAGUUUAAACAACAGCUGAAAGAACUAAAGAAGCAAUGCAAGUGUGGAGUCCACCGUGCGGUGCCCCUUUUGAUCUCAGAAAGCUGGAAAAUGAAAAUACUCUCUGAAAAUUAAACUAAGAAAUGCACAUCUACCAGAUUAAAUCCAAGAGAGCCAACGUGAACCUAAGAAACAUGAAGACUCCUUGGACAGUAAGAUUUGACUAUAAUUGAAGGUACUGGCAUCUUAAAAACUCCCAAACAUAUAAAAUCUCCAUCAGAAGAGCAUUUUCUCUGUCCCUAAAACAGAGAAAAGGAAAAGCAAUCAAUUUAAGUGUUGUGAUACCCAACCAAGCACUGUCUGACCAAUAGCACCUGCCAGGUUGAGGCAUGCAUCCAGCCUGCCUGGCAGGUGGAUAACCCUGUUGUGGAAAGCUGCAGAGCCUCAUGCCAUUUUGUGCUGGAAUCCUGUGUAAUUAACUCCACUUGCUCUGCUUCCACGCCCACCAAGCUUCCCUCUGAUAAUUUGUCUUCCCAAGGAGAUAAUGCACUAUCAGGCUGAUGGACAUUCAGUAGCCUGAAUCUUCUGCUGUUCACUGUAAAUAAUAAAGUCGCCUUCUUCUUC
Molecule: messenger RNA, 940 nt
Organism: Leptonychotes weddellii (Weddell seal)
Lineage: Eukaryota; Metazoa; Chordata; Mammalia; Carnivora; Phocidae
Source: RefSeq, a predicted model, not a curated record